GCCAGUGGGACUGAGUGAGCUGUGUGCCGUGUAUUGACCCGCUUCCUAGUCCUGAAUUCCUUUCAGAAGCUCCGGCAGGGAGGAUGAUACAGUCAGACAAAGGAGCAGAUCCACCAGACAAGAAGGACGUGAAGCUUUCUACAGCCACCAAUCCACAGAAUGGCCUCUCCCAGAUCCUGAGGCUUGUGCUGCAAGAGCUGAGUCUGUUCUACAGCAGAGAUGUGAAUGGAGUGUGUCUCUUGUACGAUCUCCUCCACUCGCCGUGGCUUCAGGCUCUGCUAAAGAUUUAUGACUGCCUCCAGGAAUUUAAAGAAAAGAAACUAGUUCCUGCCACACCACAUGCACAGGUGUUAUCCUAUGAGGUAGUGGAGUUAUUACGUGAAACCCCUACUUCCCCUGAGAUCCAAGAGCUGAGACAAAUGCUCCAGGCUCCACACUUCAAGGCCUUGCUCAGUGCCCAUGACACGAUAGCUCAGAAAGAUUUUGAACCCCUUCUCCCUCCACUGCCAGACAAUAUCCCUGAGAGUGAGGAAGCAAUGAGGAUUGUUUGUUUAGUGAAAAACCAACAGCCCCUGGGAGCCACCAUCAAGCGCCACGAGAUGACAGGGGACAUCUUGGUGGCCAGGAUCAUCCACGGUGGGCUGGCGGAGAGAAGUGGGUUGCUAUAUGCUGGAGACAAACUGGUAGAAGUGAAUGGAGUUUCAGUUGAGGGACUGGACCCUGAACAAGUGAUCCAUAUUCUGGCCAUGUCUCGAGGCACAAUCAUGUUCAAGGUGGUUCCAGUCUCUGACCCUCCUGUGAAUAGCCAGCAGAUGGUGUACGUCCGUGCCAUGACUGAGUACUGGCCCCAGGAGGAUCCCGACAUCCCCUGCAUGGACGCUGGAUUGCCUUUCCAGAAGGGGGACAUCCUCCAGAUUGUGGACCAGAAUGAUGCCCUCUGGUGGCAGGCCCGAAAAAUCUCAGACCCUGCUACCUGCGCUGGGCUUGUCCCUUCUAACCACCUUCUGAAGAGGAAGCAACGGGAAUUCUGGUGGUCUCAGCCGUACCAGCCUCACACCUGCCUCAAGUCAACCGUAUCAAUUUCUAUGGAAGAAGAAGAUGACAUGAAGAUUGAUGAGAAAUGUGUGGAAGCAGAGGAACUUUCAGAAGACAAGGAGGAGUUUGUUGGCUACGGUCAGAAGUUCUUUAUAGCUGGCUUCCGCCGCAGCAUGCGCCUUUGUCGCAGGAAGUCUCACCUCAGCCCGCUGCAUGCCAGUGUGUGCUGCACCGGCAGCUGCUACGGUGUAGUGGGUGCCCCUUACGAGGAGGUGGUGAGGUACCAGCGACGCCCUUCAGACAAGUACCGCCUCAUAGUGCUCAUGGGACCCUCUGGUGUUGGAGUAAAUGAGCUCAGAAGACAACUUAUUGAAUUUAAUCCCAGCCAUUUUCAAAGUGCUGUGCCACACACUACUCGUACUAAAAAGAGUUAUGAAAUGAAUGGGCGUGAGUAUCACUAUGUGUCCAAGGAAACAUUUGAAAGCCUCAUAUAUAGUCACAGGAUGCUGGAGUAUGGUGAGUACAAAGGCCACCUGUAUGGCACUAGUGUGGAUGCUGUUCAAACAGUCCUUGUCGAAGGAAAGAUCUGUGUCAUGGACUUAGAGCCUCAGGAUAUUCAAGUGGUUCGAACCCAUGAACUGAAGCCCUAUGUCAUAUUUAUAAAGCCAUCGAAUAUGAGGUGUAUGAAACAAUCUCGGAAAAAUGCCAAGAUUAUUACUGACUACUAUGUGGACAUGAAGUUCAAGGAUGAAGACCUACAAGAGAUGGAAAAUUUAGCCCAAAGAAUGGAAACUCAGUUUGGCCAAUUUUUUGAUCAUGUGAUUGUGAAUGACAGCUUGCACGAUGCAUGUGCCCAGUUGUUGUCUGCCAUACAGAAGGCUCAGGAGGAGCCUCAGUGGGUACCAGCAACAUGGAUUUCCUCAGAUACUGAGUCUUAAUGAGACUUCUUGUUUAAUGCUGGAGUUUUAACACUGUACCCUUGAUACAGCGAUCCAUAGUUGCAAUCUAAAACAACAGUAUUUGACCCAUUUUAAUGUGUACAACUUUAAAAGUGCAGCAGUUUAUUAAUUAAUCUUAUUUGAAAAAAUUUUUUAUUGUAUGGUUAUGUAGUUACCUAUUUUAACUUAAUUUUUUUUUCCUUUACCUCAUAUGCAGCUGUGGUAGAAAUAUGAAUAAUGUUAAGUCACUGAGUAUGAGAACCUUUCGCAGAUUUCACAUGAUCUUUUUAAGAUUUAAAUAAAGAGCUUUCCUAAAUAAAAUAAGCAAUAUUUAA
This is a messenger RNA of Gorilla gorilla gorilla (western lowland gorilla), 2308 nucleotides long. It is a transcript of the gene MPP4, whose product is annotated as MAGUK p55 scaffold protein 4. The transcript has 20 exons. Gene Ontology annotation, molecular function: protein binding. NCBI's taxonomy places the organism in Eukaryota, Metazoa, Chordata, Mammalia, Primates, Hominidae. The coding region runs from base 84 to 1973 and encodes 629 amino acids. The record is from RefSeq and is a predicted model, not a curated record.